GUCUAUGAUGGGGUCUGGUAGAGAGCCUGAUCUCGUGCACCUGGAGGCAAAGACAGUAGAUGGUCAUGCCCAGUACAUCACCUGCAAGAUGCAGAACUGCAGUGAAGCCACUCACGGCAAGCCCUUUCCAGGCUAUAUUGACCAUAACUCCCUGAUCGUCCAGGAUGAUUAUGUCUUUGUUCAGUUGACAUCAGGAGGGAGACCACAUUAUUACGUUUCUUAUAGGAGGAAUGCAUUUACACAGAUGAAGCUGCCAAAGUACUCCUUGCCCAAGGACAUGCAUGUUAUCAGCACAGAUGAGAAUCAGGUGUUUGCAGCUGUUCAAGAGUGGAACCAGAAUGACACAUACAAUCUGUAUAUCUCUGACACCCGAGGGGUGUACUUCACCCUGGCCUUGGAAAAUGUCAAGAGUAGUCAAGGGCUGGAGGGGAAUGUGAUGAUUGACCUCUAUGAGGUAGCAGGGAUAAAGGGAAUGUUCUUGGCUAACAAGAAGAUUGACAACCAAGUGAAAACUUUCAUCACCUACAAUAAAGGGAGAGACUGGAGUUUGUUGCAGGCUCCAAACACUGAUCUGAGAGGAAAUCCCAUUCACUGUCUCCUGCCCUAUUGCUCCCUUCAUCUUCACCUGAAGGUCUCAGAGAAUCCUUAUACCUCAGGAAACAUCGCCAGCAGAGACACUGCCCCCAGUAUUAUUGUAGCAUCAGGUAAUAUAGGCACUGAACUAUCAGACAAGGACAUCAGCAUGUUUGUUUCUUCUGAUGCUGGGAACACUUGGAGACAGAUCUUUGAGGAAGAGCACAGUGUUCUGUACCUGGAUCAAGGUGGAGUACUGGUUGCCAUGAAACACACAUCUCUGCCUAUCAGACAUCUCUGGUUGAGUUUUGAUGAAGGGAGAUCUUGGAGCAAGUACAGUUUCACAUCCCUCCCACUGUUUGUAGAUGGAGUUUUAGGGGAACCUGGAGAAGAAACUCUCAUCAUGACAGUGUUUGGACAUUUCAGCCACCGCUCAGAGUGGCAGCUGGUGAAAGUAGACUACAAGUCCAUUUUUGAUCGGAGAUGUGAAGAAGAGGACUACAGGCCUUGGCAACUCCAUAGCCAGGGAGAAGCUUGCAUCAUGGGAGCAAAAAGGAUCUACAGGAAGCGCAAAUCAGAGAAGAAAUGCAUGCAAGGAAAAUAUGCUGGGGCUAUGACCUCGGAGCCAUGCGUGUGCACAGAGGCCGAUUUUGACUGUGAUUAUGGAUAUGAACGACACAGCAAUGGGCAGUGUUUACCAGCAUUUUGGUAUAACCCAUCUUCCCUGUCGAAAGACUGUAGCCUUGGACAGAGUUAUCUCAACAGCACUGGAUACCGGAAAGUUGUUUCUAAUAACUGCACGGAUGGUGUGAGAGAACGGUACACAGCAAAACCACAGCAGUGCCCUGGCAAAGCCCCCCAGGGCCUUCGCAUAGUUACAUCUGAUGGCAAACUGACAGCCGAGCAAGGGCACAACGUCACUUUCCUGGUACAGCUGGAGGAGGGAGACCUUGAAAAAAACUGGGAACUGGUUUGGUUCUGGAAUUUUACAGUAAAACUGGAGAGCACAGGUUUGAAUCCCGAUCCCCAUCCUUAA
This is a messenger RNA of Nestor notabilis (Kea), 1609 nucleotides long. Its product is annotated as VPS10 domain-containing receptor SorCS1-like. Gene Ontology annotation, cellular component: membrane; Golgi apparatus. The transcript has 14 exons. The record is from RefSeq and is a predicted model, not a curated record. Gene Ontology annotation, biological process: post-Golgi vesicle-mediated transport. NCBI's taxonomy places the organism in Eukaryota, Metazoa, Chordata, Aves, Psittaciformes, Psittacidae. The annotation marks the transcript as partial.